Molecule: messenger RNA, 2133 nt
Organism: Micromonas commoda
Lineage: Eukaryota; Viridiplantae; Chlorophyta; Mamiellophyceae; Mamiellales; Mamiellaceae
Exons: 1
Coding region: 1-2133 (710 amino acids)
Molecular function (GO): protein binding
Source: RefSeq, a predicted model, not a curated record
AUGCAGGCAAUCGCUCGCGACGAGCAGGCCAAGCGUCGCGCCGGCACCGCCCCGCAUCGCAAGGAGACCAGGCACGAGAGCGGAGGAGGAGCCCCGGGGACCACCGGCGCCAACGCGGGCGGCUACCCGACAUCCUCCGCGCCGGGCGACGUCAUGGAGGACUUCAAUGCCAGCGAUGAGGAGGAUAUGCUCGCGGAUCCCGAGGGCUACCUCGUCGGCGCCACCUCCAUGGUCUGGGAAGACGAGCUCUACACCUACGGUGGACUCGCUCCGGAGGGUGAGUUUGUGGACAUCAUCCUGCGAUGGUCCGGCAAGGACCAGAGCACCGAGCUGCAGGCCAGGGCGGCGAAUCCGGACGUCGGCAUACCUCCGGGUCGGUACGGUCACACGUCCGUCGUCGUGGACGAUAAGCUCUACGUCUUCGGCGGACAAGGGCAGUUUGGCUGCCUGAACGAUCUCUGGUGCUUCGACUUUGAGAGGUGCACGUGGUCGAGGGUAGACGCCGCGGGAGAACCCCCGGCGGCGAGGACCGGACACUGCGCGUGCGUCUCCAACGGCGUCAUGUUCGUAUUCGGGGGUAAGGACGUGCGGCCCGGGAUGGACUCGGUGGCGCACAACGACCUGUACGGGUACGACCUGAAAGAGCGCGAGUGGCUUCCCAUCGAGACCAGGUGGCGCAGACCCGCGGGCGGCGACGGGUGCGCGAUGACGUCGAUGAACGGCGUCCUGUACGUCCUAUCGCCGUCCGAUACCAUGAUGGAGAUGCUCCUGUGGUGUUUGCAGCUCAGCGCGCAGGGCCGGCUGCGGUGGACGCAGGUGCCGAGGGUUGGGCAGUUACCGACGCCGAGGACCGAUUACGUCGCCACGCUCUUCGGCGCCAACUGGAUCGUCCACGGCGGCCGCGUCCUCCUCCAGGACGGCGUCCUCGGGGACACGUACGCCUUUCACUUUCCCACCGCGGAGUGGGGCAGGUUCGACCCGGAGUCGGACACGGACCCGAGGUUCGGACACGCCGGCUCCGCCGUCGACGGAGCCCUCGUGUUGCUCCACGGAAAGAGGGACACCGGCGUCUCGUCCGAGGCUGGGGACAAGGACACCGGCGUGUGCGUCGCGAUCAACCUCGAGGAGUGGUGCAUGUUCCCCGAGCACGCGCCGGAGGGAGACGGGGACGGCGUCGACGCCGCCUUCGACCCGCACGCGCACAGGGGACGGGACGGGGUGGAGUCGGGGGGCGCGGGGGGGCGAGGCGACGCCGAGUCGCCGGGGAAGGGCCGCGCGGGAUUGAAGGAUUCUCCGACGAACGAGUUCGACGCCAUGAUGACCGCGUUCGAGGCCGAGGGCGAGGGCGGCAAGAUGAACGCCAAGAUGCUGGGUAAGCUCAACAGGAAAGGGUACGGCACGAAAGGUGGCUUGCUCGGCGGAUCUCUCCACGUCGGCAGAAAAGGGAGCCACGCGCGAGGCGACGUGGAACUCAUCGCGGGCAACGUCAAGCUUCACGCGCACAGGGACGUGCUGGCGUCCGGUUCGCCCGGCCUGGCCAAGCUCAUGGAGCUCAGGCCGGUGGUCAGCGCGCUCAAGCGCCAGCCCGACCUGGUCAAGCACGCCGCGCGAGUGCACCCGAUCCUCGGCCAGGUUUUCGCCAUCCUGGUCACAAUCGCCCACUUCAUCGCGGUCAUCGUCACCUUCGCCGCGAGGUCCGCGGCGCUCACCGGCGGUCAGGCCCGACCCAGCACCAAGCUGGUGUUCUCGGAUCUCAGCGUCCCGGUGCUCGUGGGCUUGCUCCGGUGGAUGUACCGCAUACCGCUUCACCCGCCCAAGGAGCUCCUCGUGGACCUUCACGACGCCGCCGUCAAGUACGACGUGAAAGCCUUGCCGGCGUACUGCGCGCAGCGGCUCAAGGCGGAGAUGUCCCCGGAACUCUGCGCGCAGGCGGCGAGGAUCGCGAAGGAGCGGCACGUGGCCGGGCUGUGGAAGCAGGCGGUGCGGUGCGCGCAGAGGGAAUGGGACGCGGUGAGGUAUUCCGCGGGCAUGAGCGAGUUGGCGGCGAAGCACCCGGAGUGCGCCGGCGAGCUCACCCUGGCGGUGCACCACCUGAUCACCGUCAACGACGACAACGACGGGGAAGGGGAGUGA